Phytomonas sp. EM1 is the source of this 813-nucleotide messenger RNA. Lineage: Eukaryota; Euglenozoa; Kinetoplastea; Trypanosomatida; Trypanosomatidae. The record is from the annotation of a GenBank genome assembly.
GGUAUUUAUAGUAUUUAGUGAUUAGAUCUUUCAAUCUAUCUCAACAAAAAAAGACAAAAGUAAACCUAUUAUCUGAAAAAUGCUUCGAAAUAUAAUUCGGUUUCUGGGGCUUUCGCUCAUCCUUUCGAUAUUUGUUGUAACGAGCAUUAACAGUUUCUUAUAUCCUUACCCCGCUGGUGCAGUUCUGGCAAAAAGCAACCUUCCAUUUAUCCUUUCCUGGUUUGAUAUUUCUUUAACUGGGUCCCAGUACGUUCACUUGGCGCAAGCUAAUGGCGCCGUAAUUUUCGCCCUAUCACUCUUUAUCAUUCUGGGUGUGGGUCGGAGUUUUUUCUCCUUUAUGCUUGCAUUGCAUACCAUUCUUAUGGCAACGCUAUAUCACGUUGAUAUGAGAGACCCAAUCGCGACUUCAGAAGGAGAUCGAAUCCAGAUCACGCGAUAUUUAUCACACGCUGGAGCGCUUUUAUUUGUUUCUGCUAGCAGGCAAGGAUACAAAUACGUCGCACGUUACCGCACUUCACCGGUGGAAAGAUCAAAAAAGGAAAAUUAGUUUUCCAGAAUUUCUGUGUGUCAUCAAUGUAGAUAGCUGAAGACUUUAGAUACACCAAAUAUCAGAUCAAAUGAAUAUAACAUUUUUCUGUCGUUUGUUAAGCAAUGGUUUGGCCUAGCAUUAGGCAGUCUCAUCGGAUGCCGCUUGUGCGUGCAAGUGUAUAUGAAUUAAGUCAUCCUAAAAGGUUUCCUUUCAGACUUAAUUAUAAAGUUUUUUCAUGCGUAGAUAUCUUUUUAUGCUCUUGAUGUAAUAACUAAGUCCUUAAA